This is a messenger RNA of Spodoptera littoralis (African cotton leafworm), 1437 nucleotides long. The record is from the annotation of a GenBank genome assembly. NCBI's taxonomy places the organism in Eukaryota, Metazoa, Arthropoda, Insecta, Lepidoptera, Noctuidae.
AUGGCUAAAAAUGUGACGAACUUUCGCGGUGAAAUCUAUUUCACGCCGAAUGGGAAAUUACACAUCAAGGACGAACCUGAAACUCCUAUUGAAAACGACUUUGGCGAACACAAUAACCUGGAUUACUUUUACGAACAUGGAUUCGACAAUAUGAGAAAAUCUAUGUCUAUGAAUGACAUUGCUGCUCUUCGAGAAGAUCUUGUGAAGUUAGAGUUCCACGAUAAAGAAGAUAUGUAUCAUAGACAUCGUAAACCUUCGGGUGCACCACAUGAGUUAUCAAGAACUAAGUUUGUGUCAAUGGCUGAAGCCAUUUACCAUUAUCAGAGAGAUACGCCAGGUCGUUUUCAUUCGAAGCGACCGCAAAUAUUCCGUUCUCAAAGACCUACUGGACCAUCGGGUCUCACUGUACCUCAAUCGCCUAUGCUUCGAUCAAAAACCCGCUCAAGACCAACACAUAUCAUGUCACAACAAGAAAGAGAAGAAAUGGAACUUGAAGAAAUAAGAAAGCACAAAAUAAAAGCAAAUCCUAUUCCUAAGUCUGUUAUAGAAGGAACUAAAAACCUUCCUGAAGUUUUAAAGAAGCCUAUUACAGUACCUGAGCCUUUCAAGUUAACUGAAAUACAAAAGAAGGCUGCUCAAUCUACUGAUGACAUUCCACAAUUCAAGGCGCGACCAGCUCCUAAACACAUAUUAGAGAAACCACAGGUACCAGUGAAACUUCCAGUACAUGUGACCAAGCCUGUGAGUCCCAAAUUCCGCUACAAAAGAGCAAAUUCUGCUGACCAACUAAGAAAUGAUAACAUGCUUCUAAUGAAAUCUCACCAAAAAUGUGAAGAAAAGCAUCAUCCUAGAACAGGCCCAGUAAGGCCUGAGCCAUUUUCAUUUGAAAAAAGGGAUGAAGAACUGAGGCGUCGCAGAGAAGAAAGAAUCAAGCGUCAAAUUGAGGAAGAACGAAAACAAGCUUCUUUAUUUAAAGCACAACCAGUUCCUGGAGCUGUCAAAAAGAGGAUGCAGUGCUCUGCACCCAAGGGCAGCUCAUCCACCACUUCUUCAGAAAACAAAGAGAAUAAUGUUAAGUUUGAAGCUAAGUUACCGGUUGUACUGUACAAGGAACCAUUCAAGCCUGUCCUUCAACCAGUGCAACUAAAAAAACCUGCGCCCUUUGAGCUUACUACUGAGAAGCGUGCUGCUGAAAGAGAAAAGUUUGAGAAGCAAUUAAAAGAAAAGGAGGAAGAACAGGAAAGAAUGAGACAAAUGAAGGAAAAAGAACAACAAGAAGCUGAGGAAAGAGCAAGGGCGGAGUUAAGGGCCAAGUUAAUUCAUCAUCCAAAGCCUGCCCCUAAAACAGGAAUCGUACCAUUUGUUCCAGAAAAAUCUGUUGCGCCACUCACUGUGCCAGAGACACCCAAGUUUGUGAGGCGCCUCAAACAACACUAA